Molecule: messenger RNA, 799 nt
Organism: Schizophyllum commune H4-8
Lineage: Eukaryota; Fungi; Basidiomycota; Agaricomycetes; Agaricales; Schizophyllaceae
Product: Cerato-platanin
Exons: 2
Coding region: 171-614 (147 amino acids)
Source: RefSeq, a predicted model, not a curated record
GGUCUGACCUGCCCGACCACCUGAGGCUCGUCCUGUCAUUGAUUCUCUGGGUCAAUACGUACGCGCUCCUCGGCAGCCUCUUUGACUGGGUAUUAAAGUAACACAUCCCCAGUCCGUACUUCCAACCGAUAGCGACGCCUCCAUUCGAGCCUCACAUCACACAUCGCACUAUGAAGCUCUUAACCAUCUUCACCUCUCUGCUCGCCAUCCCCACCGCCCUCACUGCGGUCGUCUACUACGACACCGUCUACGACCAGGCUGACGAGGCCCUCACCUCCGUCGCCUGCUCGAACGGCGACAACGGCCUCAUCACUAAGUACCAGUGGAACGACCUCGGCGACAUCCCGAACUUCCCCAACGUCGGCGCGGCGUUCGCGGUCGAGGGAUGGAACAGCAAGAACUGCGGGACGUGCUGGCAGCUGAACUACACGGUGUCGCAGGGUCACCAGAACCUCGUCAACAUCCUCGCUGUCGACGUCGCGGGGGUCGACGGCUUCGUCAUCUCGCGCAAGGCUAUGGACACGCUCACGAACGGUCGCGCUGUGGAGCUGGGCGUGGCGACGAUCACGUAUAAGCAGAUCGACGGAAGCUUGUGCGGGCUGCCUUCAGCCUAGUGCAAAGUCGUGCAACCAUACGAGGAGAACUGAAAUGCAUAUGAAAGGACUUUCCUCAAAUCUUGGGACUGGUUGUAACAGGACGAUGUGUUGUAUUCGUACUUGUGUUGUACUGCCUGUGGACGUUAUGCCUACUGAAACUUCGGACUUCUUUCAAUGAUUAGAAUCGAGCAGGACCCGGCCAA